AUGCCGUCCUCUACCGCCUCAGUCCGCACCUUUACGAUGCCAAAAUCCCUCAAUGAAUCUUUGGCAGAGCCUGGUGUCCCCCAUCUGGCUUCAGACAGCGGUCGAUCUCUUGACAAGGCCAAGCGGGUCAAGGAUGAAUAUAAUAAAGACCAGAUAGACCCUCUCUCCAGCAACCAACCACACCCCAAGCCAGGCAUCACCUUCGCCGCGCAGGAUAGUCUCCCAAAGCUGCCCAUUCCUGAGUUGGAGAGUAGUCUGAACAAGUACCUCGCUGCUCUUAAGCCAUUACAAUCUUCAAGAGAACACGCAGAAACCCAACAAGCGGCGGAGGAGUUCCUGAAGGCCGAGGGUCCCGAGCUACAAGAAAGAUUGAGGAAGUAUGCCACGGGAAAGACGAGCUAUAUCGAACAAUUCUGGUAUGAUUCCUACCUGAAUUAUGAUAACCCCGUUGUCCUAAAUCUCAACCCCUUCUUUCUCUUGGAAGAUGAUCCUACUCCGGCCCGGAACCAUCAGGUCACUCGGGCAGCCUCCCUUGUAGUGUCUGCUCUAUCAUUCGUGCGCGCGGUCAGAAAGGAAGAGCUACCGCCCGACACUGUCAAGGGUGCACCACUCUGCAUGUACCAAUACUCUAGAUUGUUCGGCACCGCUCGGGUACCUACCGAGCAUGGUUGUCAUAUUGGCCAGGACCCAAACUCAAAACAUAUUGUGGUCCUUUGCCAUGGUCAAUUCUACUGGUUCGAUGUCAUGGAUGACAACUCGGAUCUAAUCAUGACGGAGAAAGAUAUAUCACUCAACCUCCAGACUAUCAUUGAUGAUGCACAGCAAACACCUAUACAAGAAGCCGCGAAAGGUGCCUUGGGCGUGCUCAGUACUGAGAACCGGAAAGUCUGGUCUGGGUUGAGAGAUGUUCUGACUAGAGAUGAAGGUUCGAAUAACGCAGAUUGUCUGGGGAUAGUAGACUCUGCCUUAUUCAUCCUUUGCCUUGACUAUACAGAACCAGCUUCUGGAGCAGCGAUUUGCCAGAACAUGCUUUGUGGGACUAGUCUAGUCGAGAAAGGCGUGCAAGUGGGUACCUGCACAAACCGAUGGUACGACAAGCUACAGAUAAUUGUUUGCAAGAACGGCAGUGCCGGCAUCAAUUUUGAACACACUGGUGUCGACGGCCAUACUGUUCUGCGGUUUGCAAGUGAUGUCUAUACGGAUACCAUUCUUCGUUUCGCUCGGACCAUCAAUGGCCAAGCUCCGAGUCUUUGGGCAUCGACAAGUCCUGACCCAUCGAAACGGGAUCCUGAUAGCUUCGGAGAUGUGAACACUACUCCCCACAAACUUGAGUGGGACAUGGUGCCAGAACUAAGCAUUGCUCUACGGUUUGCGGAAACUCGUCUGGCUGAUUUAAUUCAGCAAAAUGAAUUCCAAACGCUCGACUUCGGGCAUUAUGGAAAGAACUUCAUAACGGCGAUGGGCUUUUCGCCUGAUGCAUUUGUGCAGAUGGCGUUUCAGACCGCCUAUUAUGGACUCUACGGCCGCGUUGAAUCCACAUACGAACCUGCGAUGACCAAGUUCUACCUUCAUGGUCGUACUGAGGCAGUUCGUUCCGUCACCCCCGAAUCAGUAGAUUUUGUCCAAACAUUCUGGGGCGAGAAUCCAGCACAACAGAAGGUUGACGCACUGAAAAGAGCUUGCCAGAAGCAUGUUACCAACACCAGGGAAUGUGCGAAAGCUCAAGGCUGCGACCGGCAUCUUUACGCCCUUUUCAGCGUCUGGCAGAGAGAGCUUGAUGAGAAUGGAGCAGAGGCCGCAAGUAGUAACGGUUUGAGUAGUAAUGGUUAUUCGAGUCCCAUAGACGGAGGAUCCGAGAGAGAUCCAGCUUCGAUUGUUGGCAGUCCCAGCAGGAAUUCUAUCCUGUCCACCGACGGUGACGAUAUUCGUUCGGAGCAGUCAAAUGGAAGACAGCGUGGGAACUCAUCCCCAUCCCGCAGUCACACCCACAACCACCCAUUGCCAUCACUGUUCGCCGAUAGCGGAUGGGACAAGCUGAACAAUACGAUCAUCUCUUCGUCGAAUUGUGGUAAUCCCUCGCUGCGACAUUUUGGCUUCGGGCCCACGACGGGAGACGGAUUUGGAAUCGGCUAUAUCAUCAAGGACGAUGGCAUUAGCAUUUGCGCUAGCAGCAAACACCGACAAACGAAACGAUUCGUUGACGCCUUAGAGAGUUAUCUCCUCGAAAUACGGCGCAUCCUCCGCACCACACAACACCGCACUUCAAGCCCCAGGACCAGUCGAGCGCGCGAGGCAAGUGCCAGCCGUCCGAAGGCAGGGAGCCGAUUAAAGCCACGGGGCCGCGUGAUCAGGGUUGCGGAGGCGGGUAAGAGGACACCAGGAUCGGUCACACCGGUGGACGAUGGGUCAGCAGGGAGUGAUGAUGAGGGGUUGGGGGGCUGUGAGUAUUCUUCACUCAUCGAAGUCUGGAUCGAGGCUGAUGAAUGUUCUUUUUCGCGUACAGAUGGGUUUUUUGAUGCCGGGAUGUUGUUGCAGGCGCUGAAGGCGCGAGGUGAGGGCCUGGAUGAUGCGGGGAGUAUAGCGGGGCCGAAUGGGGUUACGGCCAGUGCGAGAAGGAGGGAGAUUGGGAAGAGGCUGAGGUUGAAUGAGUAUUGA
Venustampulla echinocandica is the source of this 2655-nucleotide messenger RNA. RefSeq names its product Carnitine acetyl transferas-like protein. The coding region runs from base 1 to 2655 and encodes 884 amino acids. Gene Ontology annotation, cellular component: mitochondrion. The record is from RefSeq and is a predicted model, not a curated record. The transcript is spliced from 2 exons. NCBI's taxonomy places the organism in Eukaryota, Fungi, Ascomycota, Leotiomycetes, Helotiales, Pleuroascaceae. Gene Ontology annotation, molecular function: carnitine O-acetyltransferase activity. Gene Ontology annotation, biological process: carnitine metabolic process.